Messenger RNA from Talaromyces stipitatus ATCC 10500, 1208 nucleotides. RefSeq lists its product as uncharacterized. The record is from RefSeq and is a predicted model, not a curated record. The transcript is spliced from 2 exons. Bases 93 to 1208 code for a protein of 371 amino acids. NCBI's taxonomy places the organism in Eukaryota, Fungi, Ascomycota, Eurotiomycetes, Eurotiales, Trichocomaceae.
AAAGCGAUUUCCAUGGUAAAAAGACAACGAAACUUUCUUACACCGUAUCACUGGUCUACAAAACAGACCACAAAUUAUUUCUAUUUGGUAAAAUGUCAAUCCCAACAGACCUUACUCCGCGCUUCGAAGUGCGCAAGCUCGAGGCCAAGCAUCUGGCCGUCGCCUCAGCGAUACUGUCCGAAACCAACAUCUUCCACUCGCCCAUGUGGGAAAUCGCACACCCGGAUAACCAGACAAAGCGAUGUUAUGAUGUGUUCAACGCAGUCGACUAUCUAGUGCGCGCUGCAAUUGAGUCUGGGUUGACUUAUGGAGUUUUCGACAAGGAAUGGAAGUUCAAACGGCCAGAGUCGGUUGCCACUGAUGGCGCUCUGUACUGGGACCAGACCGACCUCACUGCCACGUCGGAACAGCUACUCGAACAGAUAGACAGUCCGCUGGUGUCGAUCUGCCUUGCAUACGACGGUUUCUACCCUCUGAAUCUUGAUAAUUUAAAAGACUUCUUUGAGAUACUCCCGCUAUUUGCAACCAUGCAUGAGCACUUCCACACGAUCGAUAAGCGUGACCCGAAAUCCUGGGAGCCAACAGCGCCCGGUCAGGUCAUCAUGCGGACAGGAACAUCAACACGGGCAGACUACGAAGGAAUGGGAUUAAUGAAACUGAUGGCGCACUGGGAGAUGAAGGACGCGGCGGCGAAGGGUUUCCGCGGUAUCAACAUGGAAACACUACAUCCGGCCGUCGAUCAUGUCUGGAUGAACCCACCAGCCCCAUUCAAGGCGACGCGCGUCAAUAUUUUCAACAUGAACGAGCUGACGGUCGAAAAAAACGGACAGCGGGUUGUGGCGUGUCCUCAGGUGGACGUGUUGGCUGGGCGCAUAGGACCUUGGCUCUGGCACGGGUAUGAGUUUCUGCUUGCUCGUGUUCUUCAUCGUCUCCAGCGGCAUCAUGUCACUCUGCUCGUCAAUAUUCCUGUAUCCGUUCUUUUUCGCCGAUGUAUCAGACGACAUCAGAUUGGUGGAGCGUUUCGACGGCCAGUGUCGUCCGCCGUCGUCCGCCGUGAUAAGGCCGGACUGCAAGCUCGUCAUGAACAACUGCAAGUGCGGGAUGCACGCAGUAACAAUCGAGGUGGUCUGAACAACCUGCGUGCAAAUGAUGAAUUUAUACGACGCAAACAUAAAAUCGGGUUCGAACAAUCCACCAAUGUAGCUUAG